CGGAGCGCGGGGCGGGCGCAGCGAGCCGGCGCAGCUGUCCGGAAUCAUGACUGAAGAUGACGGAUUCCGUGGUGGUGGAGGGUCACGUCAAGUUGAGAGACGGAAAAAAGUGGAAGAGCAGGUGGCUGGUGCUGCGCAAGCCCUCCCCGGUGGCAGUUUUGCUUCUUUUAGACUGUUUGCUCAUGCUGGUGUACAAGGAUAAAUCUGAGCGAGCAAAAGGGCAUAAGGAGAGGAGCAGCAUGACCUUAGAAGACAUCUGUGGCUUGGAUCCUGGGCUGUCCUACGAGGGCCUCAGUCACACGCUCGCCAUCAUCUGUCUGUCCCAGGUUGUGAUGCUGGGGUUUGACAGCAAGGAGGCCAUGUACGCCUGGGAUGUGCGAAUACGCUACAGCCUGGGGGAAGUUCAUAGAUUUCAAGUCUUUGUCGCCCCUGGCACAAAACUAGAGAGUGGGCCUGCUACCCUGCAUUUCUGCAAUGACAUCCUUGUCCUGGUGAAAGACCUUCCUCCCAGUGUCAUGGGGCAGUGGAAGCUCUCGGAUCUGCGGCGCUACGGGGCUGUCCCGAACGGAUUCAUCUUCGAAGGGGGCACCAGGUGCGGCUUCUGGGCUGGUGUUUUUUUCCUCUCUUGUGCUGAAGGGGAGCAGAUCAGCUUUCUGUUCGACUGCAUCGUCCGCGGCAUCUCCCCGACCAAAGGCCCCUUUGGUCUGCGUCCAGUGCUCCCAGAUCCAAGUACAAACCCAGCCUAUUCAGAAGAAAGAUUGGCUCAUGAAGCUUUGCAAUUAGAAAAGCGUUUGAGCUUGCUGUCCCAUACAAGUCGUCAAGGUAGUGGAGGAGAUGACAGGAGUAUUUCAAGCUCAUCUUCAGAUACCAGCCACUCGGAUGUCAGCGUUGGGAGCAGGCUGACAGUGUGGCCUGAGCAAUCUUCAGCCAGCACCUCUCAGGAGAGCCAUGGGCUGGCAGCUGCCAAGGGCAUUCACCUGGGAGAAGAGAAGACCCUUCCAGAAGGGGCACGUGGCACCGCCAAACCCCCUCCAAAGCCCCUGCGGUCCAGACAGCUGCAGGAAAUAGGACGUCAGAGCUCUUCUGACAGUGGAAUAGCUACUGGGAGUCACUCUUCCUACUCUGGGAGCUUCUCUUCCUAUGCUGGGAGCUUAGACAUUUGCCAUGGUGAUGAGUUUGGAUCAUUGCUAAGCUUGCCAUUGAACUUCCCUUCAGAUCAGAGUCUAUGUACUUGCCCUCACAGUGAGUCCCAGAGAGGUGUGGGAUCAGAGUAUCAGGUUCCCAGCUCUCUCAGACACGUUUAUGAUAUACCCAGGAGUGUGUUACAGGCAGCUUCUAAGGAAGUGCAGCUCAAGAGUGCAGAUUCCACGCUACCCAAGGACCAGGCCCUGCCAGCUCAAGGUGCCAGUGACCCAAGACUGCUGCUGCCACACUUGGAAGCACGGAGGGGAGCUGAGCACAGCCAGCACAGAGGGAGGCCUUCAUCCUUACUCACAGCAAGCAGCAAGGACUCAAGUGAUGAGACAUAUGUGGAUUUUGUUUCAAGGUGGUCAGACACAAAACCACAAGGACAGGUGUCAGACUCCAAAAGUAGUGAGCUGUCACCACCUGGUGGGGCCUCAGCUGACCCCUGUGACACAUGUAGCCCCCACCCUGGGAUGACAAGAGCUCUUUUUUCAUCUUGUCCAAUCUGUGGUGGACUAAAGGUAAUAACUUUUUCUGUUGUUCAUGCUGAAAUGGAGAGGCUUAGCACAUGGUUUCCUCAAAAUCUGUUCCUAGUCAUGGAAACACUGAACAAUAGAAACCACAACCACUACUUUUAAAUUGGCCAAUUUUGGCUUUGGGUACAUGUAAGUGAAAGAGGAAAGUUUUUCAGGCACUGGAUUUGUCAUAUAAUGGCAAGCAAGCAUGAAAGACACUGACCUUUUUUUUUGCUGUGAGUAUUUACAAAGAAAGAAGGGAGGUGAAAUAGUAUGUGCUGCUCUUAAGGAGAUCUGAGUGCAUACUUUUAUUUUAUUGAUGUUUUCCUUUUCUUUGUCCCUGUAGUUUGAGCAUGCCUUGCACAAGAAGCCAGGUUAGACCCGUUUCUCACUGAGGAAAUACAAGAUAGCCAAGUCAGCAUGGCAGUCUGGUUCUGUGACUGGCCAAUGACAGGCACUUUAGAGCAGGUACACAGAAUUUCACAAACAGUCUACAAACAGGACAGUUUAUUUGCAGGGAAAUUUAUUUUUAUCACCAGUCAUGUAAAGAAUUAAUACCUAAACUGUGGAGGUUCACUUGCCUUUCCAAACACAUUUGCCAGUAUCUAAGACUGAUAUUCUUAUAAAUUCUUUUUGGACCUGCUAGGUUCUUGUCUUUUUAUGGCAGUAAGCUUUAUACAUCAAUUAUACAUUGUAUGAAAAUGUAUCUGAUUUUAUCCAUGCCAGAGAAGAUUUUUUUUUUUUUUUUGUGAAUGUGUUUGCUAAAAUUGAAGUUAAAGCUACUUGUAUUAGUGAGCUCUUGAAAGGCUGGGAAGGUUAGAGGGAGUGCUUAAUUUAGGGAAUGUGUGAAGCAAGGAUUCAGCAAGAGAGACUUCUGCAUGAAGAAUUAAACACUGCCAUUGAAGUGUGUGCAUUUAAUUAAAUAUGAGAUUACAUAAACCACUGCUAUGGAAAGGGCUUGAAUGCCUAGUAGGUGAUGAAAGAAAAAUUAAAAGGUUAUAAAUUUGAGGGAUUGUUUUCUUCUCAUGAGGUGUUUCAUGCAUUUGCAUUAUUGAGUGCCUUCACAUGUUUGCAAACUGGAAAGAUCUGUCUGCCUGGGCCACUUGCACAGCCCCGUCACAGCACCUUGGAUGUUCCUGUGCCAUGUGCCUGGAGCACCUGGCAGGUAGGGAGGCACCUGUGGGACAAGUUGUCUAAGGUUAUGGUCAGUGGAAUCAGUGAUUUUCCAAGGCCAUCCUUGCCAGCCACCUGCACCACAAGCCCUCAAAGGCCUCCAGCCCAGUUCUGGAAGUGUGGCUGCAGGCAAUGGGGUGCACAGCCAACAUCUGCUGUUGGCUUCCUGUGGCUGCUCCCUGUAGUCAGGGAGAAUUUGGGGAAAAUAACCAAGACUGAUUUCUGGAAGGGCUCUGCUUUGGGGUUAGAAAGCUUAAAAGUGGCUUUGUUAUAGGCAGGGAGGAAAGGAGUAAUUUAGCUACAAUUAGCUCACAUGGCCUAAAUGUUUCUGGGUGACCAGAAUUGUUGGUUUAGAUGUGAAUUUGUCAGAUCUUACCCUAGCUAUCUGUGGAAGAUGGGAAGCUGAAAGUGAGUGUUCCAUUGGAUAUCUUCAAAAUCAUUAAGUAAAAAAAAGUAAAUUAUGUCAUUACAACUGCCUGUUGACCCCAAUGACAUAAAUACCCACAUCUUUUAUUACAAAGCGGUGUCAGGUUUAACAGUGUUUCUAGCUGCCCUAAUAAGUUGGCAAGAAUUUCAGAUAUUGUCUAUACUUAAACAAAUUUAGUGAUAAACACUGGUGCAACCUUCUUCCUAACUUUUGUUUUAGCAUGAGAUAUGUACAUCUGCUUUUUUUUUUAUCAAUCCAUUUAUAAGCAGUCACGAAAGAAGUCUCAUUAAAUGGAAUGAUUCAUGGGUUUGUUUUUACUUUUGAAAGAAAAAAUAACCCUUUGGUGCACUCUCUUGAACUGUCAUGAAUGAGUUAUUUUAGCAGUAUUUAAUGGACGCUGUCUUUGGCAUUUCUCCUGAUGAGUUCAGUGAAAGAACAAAUCCAUAGGCUGUAACUAAAAAAUAAUUAUUACUCCUUGUACUUUGAACAGAAUAUAUUAAGUUAGGGCCAGGAAGAGUUGAUUUAUGGGUUGAUGAAAACACCAGGUUUUAAUGUUUAUUCAAAUUCGUACUCAAAAAGCUUUAAUGUGCUGGUGUUUGGAGUUCCUUUGCAAUUUUGAGUUAAGCUGUUAAUUAAAUUGUGUUAAUGGCUUUUAAAUGCCUACUAUUUAAAGUGACCUGAGUGGAGGAGAGUCUGCAGCAGUAAUUAAGGCUAUAGGCAUUAGUUUGUUUGUGCCCUUUGGCACAAAAGGCACAUGGAGGUUAGGUUUGUAGUUUUGGGCAUGUCUGUGUGCAUGUUGGAGUUCAGCAUGUGGAGAGUUGGAGAGAGGUUGCAGGGUGAAGAUGGGCAUGGUGGGGGUCCUGAUGGGAUUGACUUGUUAACAACCACCUGCUCCUCUAGUGACAAAGACGGUGGUGAAAACAGGGAGAACAGGCCUGGGAAAGUGCCAAGGCUCAAACAGAAAACAGGGCAAGGAAGCCUUUCUGUCACUCUGCAUGAAAAAUAGAACCAGCAUGACAAGAGUUACUAAAUAUUGCUUCUAUUACUUGUCUGUUGUAUUUCAUAUUAGACAUUGGGGGCUAAGAAGCAAGCAUGCAGGGUGAUUUGCUUUCUGUUGUAUGUAAUUGUGCUGUGCUCAGGAUGUCCUUUACAGAUUUCCAAGGUGUGCUUUUGCUAUGUAAUUUGACCUAGAUGAUUUCAGUGCUGUAGAUGAUUGCAGAGGUGAAUUAAUUGUCUAUUGUAAGUAUAAUUUAAGCUCAGAAUUGAUUGUUACAAUUUCUGAGUAAGCUGUAGAGAUUUAUUAUUAGACUUUACUUAUUAUGUUUUUAACUACUUAACUAAUACUAAUUUGAUGAAUAGAAUUUAAUUGUAUGCUUGUUGCUCUGUAACUUCCUUUGAUGCUAUAGUUUGAGAAAUGUCAACUUUUUUAUAGGGUUUUUUUUUUUUUUACAUCACCAUUGUUUGUAAAUUUUCUUAGAAGUCUGAAAAAUAAAAGUAUUUUCCAAC
Molecule: messenger RNA, 4806 nt
Organism: Melospiza melodia melodia
Lineage: Eukaryota; Metazoa; Chordata; Aves; Passeriformes; Passerellidae
Gene: DOK7
Product: docking protein 7
Exons: 8
Coding region: 57-1823 (588 amino acids)
Biological process (GO): neuromuscular junction development; positive regulation of protein tyrosine kinase activity
Molecular function (GO): protein kinase binding
Source: RefSeq, a predicted model, not a curated record